Encephalitozoon intestinalis ATCC 50506 is the source of this 723-nucleotide messenger RNA. RefSeq names its product microtubule-binding protein BIM1. Gene Ontology annotation, biological process: regulation of microtubule polymerization or depolymerization; protein localization to microtubule plus-end; spindle assembly. Gene Ontology annotation, molecular function: microtubule plus-end binding. The transcript has a single exon. The record is from RefSeq and is a predicted model, not a curated record. Gene Ontology annotation, cellular component: cytoplasmic microtubule; microtubule organizing center; spindle midzone. NCBI's taxonomy places the organism in Eukaryota, Fungi, Microsporidia, Unikaryonidae. The coding region runs from base 1 to 723 and encodes 240 amino acids.
AUGACACAGAAAAGUCGUAGAGAGCUGAUUGAGUGGAUAAGGUCUCUAGGCAUCGAGAUUUCCGCCAUCGAGGAGCUUGGAAGAGGAGUGGUGAUUUGUAGGAUUUUAUCUAUAAUACACAAGGACUUUCCAUCGAAUUUUGUUAGAAAUCCCAUUGGAGAACACGACUACUUGAGAAACAUGAAGAUAUGCCAAGAAUUUUUUGGAUUAAGAAACAUUAAGCUCUAUUUCCCUAUUGACAGACUAGUCAAAUGUAAAAUGCAGGAUAACCUAGAGGUUGCACAAUGGCUGGCAAAGUACUACUUCAAGAAUAUGGGAGAGAGACAUCCCAGAGAAGGCAUCAGCAGUAGAAGUUCAAAGGCUCCAUCCCCCCUUCCCUCCACUGCAGUUCACUGUUCCAAAUGCCGGAACAUUACAGAGGUUAUGGCCCUGAAGGAGAAUAGAAUUAAAGAGCUCGAAGACACAAUUGCAGAAAUGAGGGAUCAGGUCAAGCAGAUGGAAGAUGAACAAAAUAUGAUGGAGCAAGCAUUGGCCUCCCGAUCUGUACCUAGAGGAUUUGAUGACGAUGAAGUUAAGUCCUUACUGAUGACCUUUGAAAAGGAAAGAGACUUCUACUUUAAAAAGCUAUUUACCAUCGAGAAAUAUUUUCUUGAGAGGAAAGGGCUCGACGAAGACCUUAAGAAUGAUGUGCUUGGGAUUCUUUAUGAAGAAAACGCCGAGUGA